GUCGCUUAGUUGCAAACUGUUCCUCAGUUCAGAGUCGCCUCAUUAAAUCUAGGAUAUGUUAAGAAUUACAUUUACUUAUGCUUAAGAAAUAAAAUGGUUUUUAUAGCUGCCUGCUGAUAUUUCCACUCUAAAUCACAGCGGCAUUAUAAACAAAUUGUGGCAUAUAAAUCUAUCUUGCGAAAAAGGUCAACCCGAUAAUGCUUAUCGGUUAUUGUUAUGUGCGAAAAACUAAAAACUACAUUAAGAAAAUGUCAUUAAACUUUGCGUAUGCAAACAAACUACUGAUACAGUUUAUGAAAGCAAUUUCACCGCAAAAAACAAAAACAAUAAUAAAGCACUUGUACUGUGAGCGUUACCCAAAUAUUUAUCCACCAAUAAACGCGUGUGACGACGAGUCAAGACGAUGACGACUGCAGCAAUGUCGACCGCCCGUCUGAAGGUCUGCCGGUAUAAAAAAUAUGUAUAUAAAAGCCCGUUGCCGCCUGAUAAAAGCGGGCACGUCUGAUUAUACUCUGCAGAACUGAGUAUAUAUAUCCAGUCCAUUCCACCACGAAGCACAGUCAAGCUACAGCCAGCAACCAAACAAUUAGCCAAUCAAUCUAUCUAUCCAAUAUGUGCAGACUUCCUUUGCUAUUCAUUUUGGGUCUAGCAUGCGCACAGGCAGUGCCGCUGGUAUCCUACGACGACAUUGACGACACGGAGGCCAUUGAGCUGCCAGGCAUUGAAGAGCCAUCGGCGCCUAGUAAGGACAUCAUUGACUUGAGCUCCUAUGGCAGUGCCAUGUAUGGCACUCCCGAUCAAGAGCUAACAGCUGCCCUAGUGGGCAAUUUCAGCGCCGACAGUGACACAGUUAAUCCCGAGGAGUUGGGCAGCUAUCUUGAGGGAGAUAUACUCGUGCCACAGUCACCGAUUACCAUGAAAAAUGGCCUGACCACACAGAGUUCACGCUGGCCCAACGGUGUGGUGCCAUACGAAAUCCGCGGCAGUUUUAAUGCCCGCGACAUGGCCACCAUACAGGGCGCCAUUGAGCAGUAUCACAAGCGCACUUGCAUCCGAUUUGUGCCGCGCAGCAGUGAACGGGAUUACAUUUCAAUUGUGAGCGGCAACUCGGGCUGUUGGUCAUCAGUGGGUCGUGUCGGUGGCAAGCAGGAGGUGAAUCUGCAGUCGCCCGGCUGCUUAAGUCGACCCGGCACAGCCAUACACGAGCUGAUGCAUGCCCUUGGCUUCUUACACGAGCAGAAUCGCAUGGAGCGUGAUGGCUUUGUCGCUAUCCAAUACAGGAAUAUUCAAUCCGCAGCCGUCAGCAAUUUCGAGAAGGCCGCCAAGACGGAAGCAUUUGGCAUCCCCUACGAUUAUGGCAGCGUUAUGCACUAUUCAGCGAAUGCCUUCUCCACCAACGGGCAGCCGACUAUUGUGGCGAUGCAAUCGAACGGGGCUUCUAAAAUGGGUCAGCGCAACGGAUUCUCCGAGUUCGAUGUGGACAAGCUAAAUCGCAUGUACGACUGCGGCUAUGUGGGUGGAUCUGCGCCAGCGAUUGGAGCUGGGGUACCAGCGCCUGCCCCUGCACCAGGUGUUCCAGCGCCAGCUCCUGUUGUUCCCGGCGGAAAUCCCAUCGUUGAUAGUUUUCUCAGCGGCCUCAUCAGUGGACUGGGUCUUGGAGACGGCGAGGACGAAAAGGCCACUGAAGCUAGCAACUAGACCAAAGAACCUGCCAAAUUCAUAUGUUCACAAACGCAACCAACUAUUUAAUGCAUAACCCAUACA
Molecule: messenger RNA, 1764 nt
Organism: Drosophila montana
Lineage: Eukaryota; Metazoa; Arthropoda; Insecta; Diptera; Drosophilidae
Product: hatching enzyme 1.2-like
Exons: 2
Coding region: 613-1698 (361 amino acids)
Biological process (GO): proteolysis
Molecular function (GO): metalloendopeptidase activity; zinc ion binding
Source: RefSeq, a predicted model, not a curated record